GCGUGCGCAACUAAUGCAUGUGCGGCGUCCUUUAAUUUUCUGAACAGCAAGCGAACUGCGAAGUGCUUGACGAAAAGCUCGGAUUUCUGCUGUUUUAAACCUAAGAACACAAUAUCACGAUGCCUGCGGCUGAACAUGACAUCCCCACCAAGAUCUUCCUUGGAAAUCUGUCCUUCGAAACAGAUGAGGAUAAACUCCGGGACGUUUUUUCCAAAAUGGGUCCCAUUGAUCAGGUUUUAUUGAUGAGAGACAAGGAGAGUGGUUUGUCUCGUGGUUUCGGAUUCAUCACUUACCAAAACCCUAGUGAUGCAAAAGAUGCAGUCAGCCGGAUGAAAGAAACUGAACUUGAUGGGAAGUUCAUCAAGGUGGACAUGGCUCUCAAGGGCAUUAAGCAGCAGACAUUGGCAGGGAGGGGAGGCCCCAGCCCGCGUGGCAUGGACAGAGGAAGGGGUGGAUUCAGGGGCAGAGGUGGGCCACCAGGCCGUGGACGUGGCUUUGAAUCCUCCAUGGAACGACCCCUCCUCUCAGGACCCCCAGGGCGGGGAGGCGGUCCCCCAUCCCGCGGAGGUCCCCCAUCCCGCGGAGGUCCCCCUAGCCGCGGAGGUCCCCCAAGCCGUGGGGGACCCCUAGGGAGGGGCGCCCCAGGGAGGGGUGGCCCUGUGGGUCGAGGGGGCCCACCAACCAGAGGUGGCCCUCCGUCAUCCCGUGGUGGAUACCCAUCGAGGGGCGGCGGGCCUGGCCACCAUGCUGACAGUCCGUCGUCCAGGGAUGACUUUCAGUCUGUGGCUAGGGCCUGCCCACCAAGGGGUGGAAAAGAGCCACUGCUGUCUGCUCCGCCUACGAGUGCCAUGGGCGACUACAGACCUCGUGGCUAUGACAGAGGAUUUGAAAGAGAACCAGAACCACGUAGAGAGCCUUUACGUGCGAGUCGAGGUGGUCCCUAUGCCCCCGUGCCUGAGUAUGAUCAUGCUCCUCGUUCAGCGUAUGAUGCAGAGGAGCCAAUUGCCGAGCCUCGUCGCAGGGCCUACCCAGAAGAGGAAUACGGAGCAGCUCCAGCAUCAGCCAGGCCAUCUCGCAGUGGCUACGAUGAGGUAGCACCAGACCCCUACGCCCGUGAGCGCUACCCCCCAGCAAGAGAGGAGCCCCCACGCAGAGCUUAUCCUGAGAGGGACGGUUAUGCCAGUCGCGAGUCUCGUGAUCCCUACGCCCCGCCCGCCAGGGAUUCCUACAGCACUGCCGCAGCCUCCCGGCCGUCCUACGACUACAGCUUGCCGGCCAGCCGCGACGCCCCGGCCGCACAGCGCGAUUACACGCCAGCCACGGCACGCACUGCCAGCCGCUUUGAAGAGGAGCGCGGGGCCCCGCCACCAGCGCGGGCGUACGAGAGAGCGCCACCAAGGGAGUACGGGGAUCGGGCCGAGGCAGGCUACAGCAGGGAAUACGAACGUGAAGCAGCACCUAGUCGUUCAUCAGCCUAUGCUGAGCAGUACCCCAGAUCUCAAGCCAGGGCCUCUGAGCGUGACUAUGCAGGAGCUUCCAGUGCGGCCCCUCGCUAUGACCCAUACCCCGCCCGCGAUUCAUUUGCCGACGCCCGCCCCGCCCGCCCAGCCGAGAAAUCCCCUUACGGGGCGCGUGACUCAUAUGGCUCGCCCUCCUCUGCUGGAGGCCGCGGGGCGUACCCCGCUGAGCGUGCUUCCCGCCCCUUGGAUCGUAACGGUGGUGGGGUAGCACCGGCCGCACGGGCCCCACCUACCUCCCGCCCCCCACCCCCAAGCAGGGGUUACGAACGCUACUAAAAAUUUGGCCCACUCUGAGAAAAAAAAAGUGAAGCCAGAGAUCUGCAGAGAAACAAAAGAUUUAAGUGUAUGUAAAUAAAGGCCAAAUUUGAAUUACCUCAAAGUUAAAGUUCAAACAGGUGAAAAGUUCAAACUGGCCAAAGACGCACAGAAAUACAAAUGAGCAAGUGUUUAUAGGAAAGGCCAAGUUGGAAAAGACCUGAAGUUUAAAAUUCUCAGUGUUGACUUUUUAAACAUUUUUUUUUAGUUGACUUGUUAAAGUUUUAUAGUGUUGGAAGAAAAUUAGUAGAAAAUGUGAAAAUGUAUUUUUAAUGCUUGUUUUAUAAUUUGUUUCUACUUUAAAAUGUACACGUGUAAAAUAUCUUUUAAUGGCUUGAACAACGCAAAAUGAUGACAAAAAUCAUGAUUCCUUUUAAUUUUUUUAAAGAUCGGUGUGUUCAUAAUACAUGUAUUCAACCAAAACAUAAAAAUCACCGGAAAAGACUCAGUUGUACAAAUUUGGCUUUAAAUUCUGUUAGUGUUAAAACAUAAACGAGAAAUCAUUUCAGAAUGUACAAGUGUACACACUACACCUUAAUUGUAAAAGUCUGUGUGUCAAAAAAAUCUGUGAAUAAUUAAGGGGGAAGAUAUCGAAGCAUUUGAGCAGGUAUGUACACCUCUUCACCUGCUUGAAGACCUUUGCCAAAAAGUAAUUUCUACCUAAUCAUGUAUCUUCAUAUUCAUGAACCCGCCACGGUUUGCGAUUGUCAAAUUACACAAUAGCAGCAAGGUAUUGCAAAUUAAAAUUCUCCAAUCAAUCGCAUCAUCGACAUGAAGGCCUGUAGAGAAGGCUAUCUACAUGUACAUGUACUUCUACAAACCAAGUCAUAAAAUGGUGUUGAAAUUACUGUUUGAUACAUUUUUCCCUUUAAUGUGGCUACUUACUCCAAAAACAAGAGCUAGGUGUUUUUCUUCUUCGUGUGAUUUUGAAGUUGGUUGGUGAUAUAUUUUAGUCAAAAGUAAGCAACCUGCUGUUUCUGACAGUUACCCCCACCCCCAGUAACAUCGCCAGUUCGUUUCUUAGGCCAUAUUGUUGAGGUACAUGUAAUGAGUCGGUGAUUAUUACAAAAAGGUGUGAAAAGUGUUUGGGAAUUUUUGUAAUUGAUGAGACCAAGAAUGUUCCAAAGUCGACCAGGAGGGAUGUAUCAAUCUGGAUUAAACAAAAUACUUAAAAGCUUUUCGUGAAAGAAAAGGUUCAAAUAUUUAUUAAAACGUCAAACAUGUUUUUAAAAAUCUGCACGAAAACUGCAACAUUACCUGUCGCGACAGGAGAUACGCCAGAAUUACGCGGAACAUGGAAAAUAUAACAACAUCCAAGGUCAGAGCAAUUUGAAAAACAUGUACAUGUACAAUGCACACCGUUCACGUUUGUCCAACCUUUGCAUCUGUCAAGUCCAUUAAAUUGAAAUAAUGACUUCAUUUGUUUCAAGUUCAUUUUGUUUAAAAUGAAAAAAAAUACCAAAGUGUACAUACAAUCGGUUAUCUUGAUUAAUUAAACCACCCCCGUAGAAAAAUUAUAUCCACUAAAGAGUUUUACCAUUUCGCUGCUCAAUUUAAAAUGCGAAAUCGUUUCAAAGAUUAUGCUGUAAAUGCGUGCUCAGGAAAGAUAAUUGCGCUCGUCAUCGCAUAAAUACACAUAUACAUGUAUACAUUUCCAUGGAAAUGCUGUUACCUAUAAAAUACAAAGUAUGUAAUUAGAACUUGUUAACCAGAUUUGAUACGUCCCUGUAUGUUUUGUUGAGAAAUUUCAUUUAAAUGUCCGCUAGGUAUUGUCGCUAUUAAAAAGAUAGAAUUGUUGUAAUUAUUCUGAUGAAUGUAACAAAAAGCACAUGUGUGUUUCCAUGUGCGGUACAGUAACGCUUACCCCCUUGAGUGAUUCACCUUCCUCACUCUUGUAAAAUCAUACACCAUAUGGUAAACUCUACACCCAAACUGUUUGGCUCUGAUUAUGGGUGGUAUGCGUAAAGAAUCAGUUUACCAGUGCAACAGAUUCCAACAAAAAGUGCAGUUAGAUUUUGAAGGGUUGGCCGUGGUUAGGGUUAAGUAACAUACAUGUAGUGGAUAAAAAAAAAAGCUCAGCGGAAACAAUCCAACUGCUGUCAAUGUAAAAUGAACUGUUGCUAGUGCAGGUAAAUACAAUCAUUUAUUACACGAAUCAUGUUCAACUACUACUAGUCCAAAUCUGACCGAACCGUUGAAUGGCGAACGUUCAUUUACAAUGAUCAUUCGUCAUCUUGCAGUAUUAUGCCCCCAUGAUAGAUGAAGAUGACCUCAAUAGGAGCAGGUGUAUUUAAAAAGUGUUUGAAGUCCGUCUGCUGUUGUCCUCGGAUCAACUCAUUUCCCCCUCGUUUUUCGCUUCGUCAUUCAAAAUUGAAAAACACUGUAUAAAGUCUUGUAAAGAUUGGAGUUUCCUCCUUUUUUGUGUAUUACUGUCACGUUGCAUGCCUGAUCACAUCGUUAUCAAAUGAAGUCUGAGGGGCUUUUGAAUCUGUAAAGCCAGGACAAUUAGUGCCAGAAAUCUCGCUGUUAAAGUAGCCUAAAAA
This is a messenger RNA of Patiria miniata (bat star), 4378 nucleotides long. Its product is annotated as RNA-binding motif protein, X chromosome-like. Bases 120 to 1796 code for a protein of 558 amino acids. Gene Ontology annotation, molecular function: mRNA binding. NCBI's taxonomy places the organism in Eukaryota, Metazoa, Echinodermata, Asteroidea, Valvatida, Asterinidae. Gene Ontology annotation, biological process: positive regulation of mRNA splicing, via spliceosome. The record is from RefSeq and is a predicted model, not a curated record. Gene Ontology annotation, cellular component: spliceosomal complex. The transcript is spliced from 12 exons.